AUGGUUCGCUGUUCGAACCGUUCCUUCUUCUCCACCGUCAAAACAAGGCCUAGACUGUGCCUCUUGAACACCGGCGAAGUGUCCCGACUGAGCUUCUUACAGAUAUUGUUGAGCACGCUUAACCUGACGGCGGAUGAAGCAGCUAACCGCACUAAGAAAUAUGCCAGGAAAGCAAGCAUAUCUGGGUUCGGAACUAUGUAUUCUCUACUUCAGUGCACGCAGGACCUAUCAUCCCAAGAUUGCAGAACUUGUCAGAGUGCUGUGAUUGGGGACCUUUCAACAUGGCGCUGUUUGGGAAAACAAGGAGGAAGAGUUUUAUAUCCCAGUUGCAACGUUCGCUAUGAAUUAUAUCCUUUUUAUAAGUCUGAUGAUCAGCCAGAAGCGACGGCGCCUACACCCCCUGCACUUUCUCCUCCAACAAUUGGAAAUGAAAGCAAUGAUUUAGAGCCUCUACAAUUUAGUUUGGCCACUAUUGAAGCUGCAACAAAUAAGUUUUCGCAUGAAAAAUGUUUAGGCCAAGGUGGAUUUAGACAAGUUUACAAGGUAACAAGCGUCUACGGCGCCUUCCUCUGCCGUGGAGAUCUCACCCCCGACGCCUGCGAUGACUGCGCUUCCAUAGCAGCCAAACAAAUACUCCGAAGGUGUCCAUUGGAUAAAAAGUCAGUGAUCUGGUUCAACGAGUGUAUGUUACGUUACUCAGAUGAGCCUUUCUUCUCCAUCAGUGAAGAAGCCCCCAGGCUUAUUUUGAUGAAUACUGCGGCAAGCUUAAACCAGAGUAGCUUCAUGUCGCUGUUGGCUGAGACUAUCAACGCGGCGAAGACGGAAGCGGUGAAGGCCGGAGCCGACAAGAAAAACUACCUGCGAAACAUGCUUAAAACGAGCAAGUUCGACCUUACCCAGUAUCCUGCAAACUAG
Neltuma alba is the source of this 915-nucleotide messenger RNA. Its product is annotated as cysteine-rich receptor-like protein kinase 25. The record is from RefSeq and is a predicted model, not a curated record. The transcript is spliced from 3 exons. NCBI's taxonomy places the organism in Eukaryota, Viridiplantae, Streptophyta, Magnoliopsida, Fabales, Fabaceae. The coding region runs from base 1 to 915 and encodes 304 amino acids.